Molecule: messenger RNA, 2585 nt
Organism: Prinia subflava (tawny-flanked prinia)
Lineage: Eukaryota; Metazoa; Chordata; Aves; Passeriformes; Cisticolidae
Gene: SLC4A1AP
Product: solute carrier family 4 member 1 adaptor protein
Exons: 14
Coding region: 79-2133 (684 amino acids)
Molecular function (GO): mRNA binding; protein binding
Source: RefSeq, a predicted model, not a curated record
CGCUGCGCCCUACCCCCGGCACUGCAGCGGCGCGGCGCUCGUCCCCGGAGGACUCCGUUUGGGUACGGACCCGGGAAGAUGGCGGAGGCGGCGGAGGCUGAGCCCGCCGAGCCCGCCGCCUUCAAGCGCCCGAGCCGCCCGCGGCCCGCCGACCCGGGGCCCAGCCCGCCGGGAGCCCUCCGCGCCGCCGCCGCCGCGCCGCCCGCGCCGCGCUACGAGGAGCCGCCGUGGGGCAGCCGCCCGCCCGCCGGCUCCGGGUACGGGCUGGAGGUGCUGAAGGGCGGCGUGGUGCUGGGCUCGGUGCGGCUGGAGGACAGCAGCUGGUUCCUGGUGGGGCGGCUGCCCGGCUGCGCCCUGUCCCUGGAGCACCCGUCCGUGUCGCGGCACCACGCCGUGCUGCAGUACCGCGGCGCCGGCGGCUCCCCCGACGACCCCGAUGCCGCCGGGUUCUACGUGUACGACCUGGGCAGCACCCACGGCACCUUCCUCAACAAGGCGCGGGUGCCGCCCCGCACCUACUGCCGGGUGCGGGUGGGCCACGGGCUGCGCUUCGGAGGCAGCUCCCGCCUCUUCCUCCUGCAGGGACCCAAAGAGGACCAGGAGUCUGAGUCAGAACUAACUGUGACUGAACUGAAGGCACUACGCAAGCAGCAGCAAGCAAAAUUAGAAAAGACAAUGCUGGGAGAGGACUCUGAUGAGGAAGAGGAGAAAGAGGAGAGAAAUGAAAGGAGUCAGAAUAGUGAGAUGAGCUGCUCAUGGGGAAUGGGUGAGGAUGCUGAGGAGGAUGAGGUUGAAGAAAACCCUAUUGCUGUUGAUUUUCAGGAUGUUCAAGAUGCCUUUUAUGUGAAAGAUCCUAGGAAGGCCUUACAGGGCUUUUUUGAUAGAGAAGGAGAAGAGUUAGAAUAUGAGUAUGAUGAUCGUGGGCACAACAGCUGGCUGUGCAGGAUCAAGUUGCCUGUGGAUGAUGCAUCAGGGAAGCAGCUGGUGGCAGAGGUUCUCCAUUCAGGAAAAAAGAAGGAAGCAAUGAUCCAGUGUGCACUGGAAGCUUGCAGGCUGCUCGAUGCUCGAGGAGUACUGAGGCAAGAAGCAGUAUCCCGAAAAAGGAAAUCAAAGAACUGGGAGGAUGAGGAUUUUUAUGACAGUGAUGAUGACACCUUCCUCGAUCGAACUGGUGCUGUGGAAAAGAAACGACUGAACAGAAUGAAGAAAGCUGGUAAAAUAGAGGAAAAACCAGAGACUUAUGACUCCCUGGUCACAAAGCUAAAAGAAGCAGAAAAUGAGCUUUCUGAGAUAACAGAGAAGCUGAAGGUUUCAGGGAAAGUUCCGUCCCAUCCAGCAGCUCAAGAUUCUUUGGAUGAAUUCAUGACUGAAAUAAAAUCAGGAUGCACAUUAGACAGCGUGGCACGAAAGAAGCUUCACUUGCGAACUUUUGAACUGAGGAAGGAGCAGCAGAGACUGAAAGGGUUAAUAAAGCUUGUCAAGCCUGCAGAACUGCCUGAGCUGAAGCCCCAGGGUGGGAGUUACAGUCUGAAUGCAGAGAACAAGCCUAAAAAGAUGAACCUGCCUCUCUUUGGUGCAAUGAAAGGGGGGAGCAAAUUCAAGCUGAAAACUGGAAGCCUAGGGAAGGUGCCUGUUAAGCGCCCAGACAUCCCUGAAAGCUUGUUCAAAACUAAAGAUGAUGGACCAGAGGAGGAGGAGGAAGAAGAAGAAGAAGAAAUUGAAGAGCAGCAAGAAGCAGAUUCAGUAAACAGCAGGGUGUCAGACCUGGAAAUGAAAAUGUCAACAGAGAAAGAAACAGAGAAAGAAACUCAUGCUCCUGAUGGCUCUCCUUGCAAUAACAAAAAUCUAGAAUCCCUUCAGGACGGGGUUGAUUUUCUGCCUGAGCCAAAGGUACUGAGGAAUGAAUCUCAGACGGGACCCUCACAAGAGAAAUCCCAAGCAUCCAAGGUCGGAAAUAAGGAACCUGAAGAGACAUCUGAGAAAGUGAAGAAAAUCAGUAGCUCGAGCAAGGCCCAACAACCUUUUUUUUCCUCUCAGUACCCAGAUGAUGAUCCAGACUACUGCAUAUGGAUUCCUCCUGCAGGUCAAAGUGGUGAUGGCAAGACUCAUCUCAAUGAAAAAUAUGGCUACUAAACUUGCAGUACCCCAGAGUGCAUCUCAGGCUUGAAGGACUGCUCUGUUUUGGACUCUUUCUCUACACAUUGAGUGACAGAUAAGAGACUUGGAUUUUCAGAUGCUGUUUAAAUUCAAGGGCAGCAGCAGCUGCUCUGGCUCUUAGCUCUCCCAGUGUGUCCUGUUUGUUUUCAAGAUACUUUUUUAAAAUAAAAGCUCACACAUUCUUCUGCCUCUUCUUUCAUUUUUAGCCUUGUUUGGUUUUUUUAAAUUUGGCUUGAAACUGUAAGCUCAUUUUUCCUUUUGUAAAUAAAAGUAGACAAAAAUAUUAAAAGAAUACACCUCUGUAUAGUUACAGGCUUGAUAAAAUUUAUUCAUAUUGGGUUUAUGCAAUUAAAAUAAGAAACACUACUGGUUUGUUUUUGUGGCUGCUGUUUGAAAAUACUGUCAUAGUAAACACAACUAAAACUUGA